Molecule: messenger RNA, 1426 nt
Organism: Vigna unguiculata (cowpea)
Lineage: Eukaryota; Viridiplantae; Streptophyta; Magnoliopsida; Fabales; Fabaceae
Product: transcription factor bHLH36-like
Biological process (GO): regulation of transcription by RNA polymerase II
Cellular component (GO): RNA polymerase II transcription regulator complex
Molecular function (GO): DNA-binding transcription factor activity, RNA polymerase II-specific; protein dimerization activity; RNA polymerase II transcription regulatory region sequence-specific DNA binding
Source: RefSeq, a predicted model, not a curated record
AUAUAGAUAUGUUUGAAGAAAAAAUUUGAAAAGAAGGUGUCAUUAACAUUUGUCUGAGAAUGUAUAGGGGAAUCUUUGGCAUGUGAGAUGUGAAAAGCUUUGUUGAAAUAGGUUAUUAAUUAGCCCAAAUGAAGUGUAUCUUCUCCUUCAGCCCCCAUAUCCAAAAUUAAGGUAGUUUAGAGCACUGAUUGAGCUCAGAGCGAACCAUGUUUCCUUUACAACGAGGCAAUGAGCUGGUUAUCCAGUUUUCUAAUAGUCCCCACCAGCAGCAGCAACACAAAAUCUCUCAAGAUCUGAUUCUGGAUGAUUAUGCUUCUCUGGAUGAUAAUGUUUCUGCCAAAAAAUUCUCCACAUCCCAACCACAGAAUCUUUUCUACCACCCAGAUAAAAACAAUCAUCAUGACUCUAACCAACAUAUGAAGAAGAUGAUUCACAAGGAGAUCGAAAGGCAAAGGAGACAAGAAAUGGCUACCUGCUAUGCCUCUCUCAGAUCCCUUCUCCCUCUUCACUUCAUCAAGUGUGAUAUUUUUCAGGGAAAGCGUUCAAUAUCUGACCACAUGAACGAGGCAGUGAACUACAUAAAGCACAUGCAGAACAAUAUCAAAGAGCUUGUUGCAAAGAGAGAUGAACUGAAGAAGCUUUCCAACUACAGCAGCAUGGAUAAUAGCCAUGAGGGUUUGCAUACAUCUUGCAACUUUACUGUCCAUGAGAAUAAUGGUGUUAUAGGAAUCGAAAUCACCAGUGGCUUCAGAGAGGAAAGGCCUAAAGUUUCCAAGUUACUGCAGUUACUGAUUCAAGAAGGUCUUGAAGUUGUAAGUUUCCUUUCAUCAGAAGUGAAUGGUCGAUUGCUCCACAGUGUGCAGUGUGAGGUAAACAAUUCCUACUGUGUAGAUCUAUCUGAGCUGAGAAGGAAAGUUUCGAAAGCAUUUCCAGCGUUUAGAUGUUCUGACUAACUUUGCUGUUGGAGCUAGCUAGGUUCACAAUCUCUCCAAUAACAGCAAAUUUACCAUGACAUGCAUUUUAGAUUAUGGUACCUAGAAAAACCUAAAGAGUUUCAGUGCUUAUUUUUUGAGUUAACAGUUGAAUGAGUUUGAACAAGUCAAGAGAAACCUUCUUCAAAUGGCAACACAUUCAACUAUUUGUCAAAAAUAAAUAAAUGUCAGCAAAACCAUAAAUUUCUCACAUUACCAUCGAAUUUCUCCUUUUAGACCUUUCAAACUUGAUAGACCUAAUUGUUUGAAUGAGUUUGCUUGAAAUUUUUGCAAUGGCAACUGUCCCAUUUUCUCACUUUGAUUGGAUUCUGUUUCUUUGUUUGGGAAGAGCGAGGGAAGAAGAAAGCAAGUUUAUGUAACUCGACCAUUUCAUUUCUUUUUCCCAAUUCCUUCCGUAGUUUUCUGCAAUAAAAUGGAUUCAUUAUCAAAUUUAA